Planococcus citri (citrus mealybug) is the source of this 4733-nucleotide messenger RNA. RefSeq lists its product as uncharacterized. NCBI's taxonomy places the organism in Eukaryota, Metazoa, Arthropoda, Insecta, Hemiptera, Pseudococcidae. Bases 482 to 889 code for a protein of 135 amino acids. The transcript is spliced from 7 exons. The record is from RefSeq and is a predicted model, not a curated record.
UCUGAUAGAUAUUCAGUUAUGUUGAUUGAAUUACGUACAUGAAGAGUGUUCAACCUACGGUUAAUAUUAUCGUCAGUUGUGAAGUUUCGAAAACAUUCUUUAGUUCAUUUUAUUUACAACAAUUUGAUUACAUAAUAGAAUGGUUAAUUAGUCACAAAUAUCGGUUUAAAUUGCUGGCGUUAAAAAAUAUCUAGAAGUGUUACAUAAUGAAUAUACCUUGCACGAUUUGUCGAAAGGAUUUAUUCACGUGCGAAGAUAACAAUAAAGUGAUUAGUUCAACGAAAUGUGGUCAUGUUUAUCACCAGCGAUGUCUCUUUCAAUGGAUGGAAAGAUCAGAAACAUGCCCUCAUUGCCAUACGGAUCUGGGAAAUUAUAACGUAUUCAAGUUGAAUUUAGUUAGUGGAGAAACAUCUGUAGUUCCGAAAAAGAAAACGCUGAAUUGACGAAACGUGUGCGAUAUCUCGAGAAUACAGAAUGUUUUAUGCUCGAACAGUUGAAUAACGCUCGCCAAACAUUACGAGUAAUGAGGAAUGAUAACAUAAAUACAAAAUUGGCCGAUGAAAGAUUGAGGAAUGAGACCAAGAAACUUGAGGGUGAAUUAGCGACGAGAAAACCGGAACUGCGAAAAAUAAAACAAGACUUCCAAACAGAGAAAAAAAGGAAGGCUGUAUUGGCGAAACGUGUAAAAUAUCUCGAGAAUACCGAAUGUUUUAUGCUGGAACAGUUGAAUAACGCUCGCCAAACAUUACGGGUAAUGAGGAAUGAUAACAUAAAUACAAAAUUGGCCGCUGAAAAAUUGAGGACUGAGAACCAGAAACUUGCGGGCGAAUUAGCGACCAGAAAAACGGAACUGCGAAAAAUAAAACAAGACUUCCAAACAGAGAAGUAGGUCUUAUAUGUUAUAUACCUAGUAGAUAUUUACUAGUCCGGCAUAUGACAAUAGGAGUAAUUGCACCACCCCCCCGGCCGAUCCUCAGAGACACCUUUGUUCUUAAAGGGGACAUCCUAAGGAACAUUUUAAAGCAAACUUGCCUAAAAAAAGUUGGCCUUACUUACAAAAUGGCGGCCAUUUUGAUUGACACGUCAGCCGAAAUCGCAGAUUUUGCGUUUCAACAUAGGAUUUGCACGAAAUUUUUCAAACUUUACAAAGCUAGAUCGAAAGAUCAUGCAAAACUUCAUCACCUGUCAAAAUUUUAAGAGCAAACGUGCUUUUUUCGAUUUUUGGUGAAUUUUUGAAAAUCGAAUUUUGGCUAAAAAUGAUGGAAAAAAUCAAAAUUUUACCAAACUGACCCAGAAAAUUGAAAUUUGGGAUAUACCCUAUUUUCGACAUGCCAAAUCGAUUGGAAACUGUUUCAACCCGUUUUGAGCAGUUCUGGAGUCUCCUGCAGAUUUUUGAAAUUCGAAAUUCCCUCAAAAUUCCAUCAAAUUGGAGUUGUAAAGCUGAAAUUUAUUCUAAAAACUACAUUCAAUACGCUAAGAAGUACUGCAGGUGAAUUUAAAGUCAUUUUAGAGCCUCCAGCGACUUUUUUGAAAAUUUCCGGAGCCUCCAGCAGAUUUUUAAAACUCGAAAUUCCCACAAAUUUUCCAUCAAAUUGGAGUUGUAAAGCUAAAAUUUAUUCUAAAAACUAAUUUCAAUACGCUACGAAGUACUGCUGGUGAACUUCAAGUCGUUUUGGAGCCAUCAGUGACUUUUUGAAAAUUCCUGAAGCCUCCAGCAGAUUUUCGAAACUUUAAAUUUUCACAAAAUUUCAUCAAAUGGAGAUGGAAAGUUGAAAUUUACUCUACACGCCAAUUUUAACACCCUCUGAAGACGACUUCAGGUGGGUUCAAGUCAAUUUAGAGCCUCCAGUGACUUUUUUGAAAAUUACUGGAGCAUCCAGUAGAUUUUUGAAACCUGGAAUUCCUGCAACAUUAAUGUAUCAAAUCAAAUUGGCAAACUGAAAUUUACUUCGCAGACUACAUGAUGGUUUCAAAUGGUUUUGAAGUUUUCAGCAACUUUUAGGAAAUUUCAAUUUUCCAAACAAACGCCAUUCAAACUGUCAAAAAGACGCUGGAGGCACCAAAACGACUCAAAGUCUACCUGUAGCUGACUUCGUACCGUAUUGAAAUUAGUUUACAGAAAGAAUUUCGGCUUUCCAACUCCAUUUAAUGAUAUUUUGUGGGAAUUUCGAGUUUUAAAAAUCUGUUGGAGGCUCCAGUAAUUUUUUAAAAAGUCGCUGGAGCCUCUAAAACGACUUGAAAUUCACCUGCAGUACUUCGUAGCGAAUUGAAAUUAGUUGCAGAAUGAAUUUCGACUCUCUAUCUCAGUUUGAUAAAAUUUCAAGUUUCAAAAAUCUGCUGGAGGCUUCAGGAAUUUUCAAAAAGUCGCUGGAGACUCCAAAACGACUUGAAAUUUAUCAGCAGUCAACUUCGUAGCGUAUUGAAGUUAGUUUGCAGAGUGAAUUUCGGCUUUCCAACUCCAUUUAAUGAUAUUUUGUGAGAAUUUCGAUUUUCAAAAAUCUACUGGAGGCUCCAGUAAUUUUUGAAAAAGUUGCCGGAGGCUCUAAAAUGACUUGAAAUUCACCUGCAGUACUUCGUAGCGUAUUGAAAUUAGUUUUUAGAAUAAAUUUCAGCUUUACAACUACAAUUUGAUGGAAUUUUGUGGGAAUUUCGAGUUUUAAAAAUCUGCUGGGGGCUUCAGUAAUUCUAAAAAAAGUCGCCGGAGGCUCUAAAAUGACUUGAAAUUCGCCUGCAGUACUUCGUAGCGAAUUGAAAUUAGUUUGCAGAAUGAAUUUCGACUCUCCAUCACAGUUUGAUGAUAUUUUGGGGAAAUUUCAAGUUUCAAAAGAAAUCUGCUUGAGGCUUCAGAAAUUUUUAAAAAGUCGCUGGAGACUCCAAAACGACUUGAAAUUUAUCAGCAGUCACCUUCGUAGCGUAUUGAAGUUAGUUUGCAGAAUGAAUUUCGGCUUUCCAACUCCAUUUAAUGAUAUUUUGUGAGAAUUUCGAGUUUCAAAAAUCUGCUGGAGGCUCCAGUAAUUUUCAAAACAGUCGCCGGAGGCUCUAAAAUGACUUGAAAUUCACCUGCAGUACUUCGUAGCGUAUUGAAAUUAGGUUUUUGAAUAAAUGUCAGCAUUACAACUCCAAUUUUAUGGAAUUUCGUGGAAAUUUCGAUUUUCAAAAAUCUGCUGGAAGCUGCAGAACUGCUCAAAACGGGUGGAAACCGAGUAAGUUUUUCGAUUUUUGGUGAAUUUUUGAAAAUCCAAUUUAGGCCAAAAAUGAGGGGAAAAAAUGAAAAUUUUACUAAAUUGAUCAAGAAAGCUGAAAUUUGAAAUAUUCCCUAUUUUUGACCUGCUAAAUUGAUUGAAAACGGUUUCAACCCGUUUUGAGCAGUUCUGGAGCUUCCAGCAGAUUUUUUAAACUCAAAAUUCCCCGAAAAACUCCAUCAAAGUGGACUUGUAAAGCUGAAAUUUAUUCUAAAAACUGAAUUCAAUACGUUGCGAAGUACCGAAGGCGAAUUUCAAGUCGUUUUGGAGCCUCCAGCGACUUUUUGAAAAUUUCUGAAGCCUCCAGCAGAUUUUUGAAACUUUAAAUUUUCACAAAUUUUCAUCAAAUGGAGAUGGAAAGCUGAAAUUCACUCUACAAUCCAAUUUUAACACCCUCUGAAGACUACUUCAGGUGGGUUCAAGUCAUUUUAGAACCUCCAGCGACUUUUUUGAAAAUUACUGGAGUCUCCAGUAGAUUUUUGAAACUUAAAAUUCCCGCAACGUUAAUUUAUCAAAUGGAUUUGGCAAGCUGAAAUUUACUUCGCAGUCUACAUGGUGGUUUCAAAUAGUUUUGAAGCUUCCAGCUACUUUUAGGAAAUUUCAAUUUUCCAAAAAAACGCCAUACAACCUUUCAAAAAGUCGCUGGAGGCUCCAAAACGACUUGAAAUCCUCCAGCAGUCAACUUCUUAGCGUAUUGAAAUUAGUUUGCAGAAUGAAUUUCGACUCUUCAUCUCAGUUUUAUGAAAUUUCGGGGGAAUUUCAAGUUUCAAAAAUCUACUGGAGGCUCCAGUAAUUUUCAAAAAAGUCGCUGGAGGCUCUAAAAUGACUAGAACCCACCUGAAGUCGUCUUCAGAGGGUGUUAAAAUUGGAUUGUAGAGUAAAUUUCAGCAUUUCCAUCUCCAUUUGAUUGCUGGAGGCUUCAGAAUUUUCAAAAAGUCGCUGGAGACUCCAAAACGACUUGAAAUUUGCCUGCAGUACUUCGUAACGUAUUGAAUUUAGUUUUUAGAAUAAAUUUCAGCUUUACAAGUCCACUUUGAUGGAAUUUUGCGGGAAUUUCGAGUUUAAAAAAUCUGCUGGAGGCUCCAGAACUGCUCAAAACGGGUUGAAACUGUUUCCAAUCGAUUUGGCAUGUCGAUAAUAGGGUAUAUUCCAAAUUUCAGCUUUCUUGCUCAAUUUGGUACAAUUUUGAUUUUUUCCCCUCAUUUUUGGCCUAAAUUGGAUUUUCAAAAAUUCACCAAAAAUCGUUAAACGCACUUUAGCACUUGAAAUUUUGACAGGGGAUGAAUUUUUGCAUGAUCUUUCGAUCUACCUUUGUAAGGUUUGAAAAAUUUCGUGCAAGUCCUGUGUUGGAACGCAAAAUCUGCGAUUUCUGCUGACCUGUCAAUCAGAAUGGCCCGCCAUUUUGUAAGUAAGGCCACCUUAUUUUUGUGCAAGUUUGCUUUAAAAUCUUCCUUAGGAUGUCCCCUUUAAGAAAAAAGUUGUCCCGGAGGA